Molecule: messenger RNA, 1438 nt
Organism: Cantharellus anzutake
Lineage: Eukaryota; Fungi; Basidiomycota; Agaricomycetes; Cantharellales; Hydnaceae
Exons: 4
Coding region: 345-1352 (335 amino acids)
Biological process (GO): cell surface receptor signaling pathway
Source: RefSeq, a predicted model, not a curated record
UACUGUAAACCUGUUGGCGAAGAUAUCCUAUCGCACAUGUCACUGUAAUAUCAAUGAGCCGUUCACUAAGUAAUUUCAACAUUGGGGGAGUGACCUGCUAACUGCGCAGCUUCAUGCCUAUCUGGGACUGAAAGGGCCGCUCUCCCGUAUUGGAAUCAACAUGUUCCAAAUGAAGCAAUGUAAGAGGCACGACUGCCUCACUGGGGCCUUACAUCGUGGUCAACGCAAGGCCGCUUUUUGCCUCGACUCAAGUGCCUCUGCGUGUAUCGUUCACAAGGGCUAGGCGGGCUUUCCAGCCUUCAUGCUUCGACCCCUGGUUCACUAUCGUCCAUACCAUUAGCGUGAUGCUUGGCAACAAACAGCCGCCAUCUUCCUCUCGAGGUCCGAAAGGAAAGGUUCCUGCCUACCAGCUCUCUGCUCGUGGUCUACGGUCAUCGCGCACAUCGGGGUCCUUACCCCAAGCCCCUGAGAUCCAUAUCACUGGUCCCCAGGAAACCCAGAACCUGAACAGUAUCCGCGGGAACGGACAAGAUGGACCAACAGGGUCGCAUCUUGAGGAGCCUCCUAGUGAUUCGGAGAUAUCCCCUUUGUGUUGUACUAUGGGGUGGUUCGGGCGUUGGUCAAGUCUCAAUUGCGGUGAUAGGUCAACUAUACCCCAAUUAGAACUGUCUGCGUUUCAUCACCAAGUCCCUGAUACCCCGCAACUAUCGCCAUUUCAUCUCGAUCCCAAGCAGCCUGCUCGUUCGACGCGCAGCAUCGACACUGCGCCCGACAGCGCUUCGAGCCUUCACUCACAACCAGAACGCGUGGAGUUGGACCCAGACGUGGAUUCGUCACUGGAGCCGGCUCCCGGAAAGAAGCCGAUCAUUAUCGGGACCACGGAGCUUAUUCUACAGGCUGCUACCUCCGCUCUUAAACUUUCUCCUAUUCCGCUUCUGAGCGAAAUUCCGGGUCUACUGCUGACAUUUCUCCAAGUUUACAAGACAGUUGACAGUAAUAGCGAAAACCUCAAAGGGCUAGAAAAUGAGGUCGUUAAAGCUUACACAACCAUCCUGCGACCACUCCAACUGUGGACAGGCGAGAUUCCUCCCGAAGUAAAGGCUCUAAUCGAGGAAUUCCAUUUGGCUUUGGACGAACAGACGAAGCAGAUUCGGGUACUUUCGAGUCAGAAGCUUGCAACGAGAAUCGUUUCAGCGUCCGACGUAACCCAACGGGUAAACAGCGUGAAGACUUGCAUCAACAACGCUGUCACAUCAUUCUCGACGAAGGCAGCGAUUUUGACACUCCUUCACACAAUUCAGUCUUCAACGCGAAGUACGCUUCUAUGCAGAUGCUUUUGGACUCUUUACUAAAGGGGACUACCAGCCGAACUCUCAAGACUCCCACGGGUCCCUGCUGAGCACACCUAUGUCACAGCCAAGUCAGAGUGCCUGGAAGG